Molecule: messenger RNA, 210 nt
Organism: Schistosoma spindalis
Lineage: Eukaryota; Metazoa; Platyhelminthes; Trematoda; Strigeidida; Schistosomatidae
Source: the annotation of a GenBank genome assembly
AUGGUUCUUGCUGUGUAUUCUUCAAGAACAGUACAAAUCAGAUUUCUAAACAAUGAAACUCUAGUCCCUGUUCGUACUAGAGGAACCUGUUCAUAUUGUCUUUGCCGCCAGGAUCGUAUUCAUGAGAUCACAAGUGACUAUUCUGGAAGAAGUGAAGGCGAUGAAAUUUGUCCCUAUUGUUUUUGUGUCUUUAAUUCUCCGACUGAAUAA